GGCCGGGCGCGCCGGGCAGCCGCGCCGCCGGGGGCGCGAGCCGGCGCGCGGCCGUUGGCGCGCGGCCGUUACUUGUCCUGCCCUAUAAACGGUCAGCGCCGCCGAGGACCCCGCGGCCGCAGUCUCCCUGGGUCGCAGUCCUCGCGACUCGCCCCCUUCGCCGGCGCAGUCACCGCGCGGGGCGGCCGCCCGUGAAGGAACUACCACGGCUUGUGACAACGAGUAAAACCCGGGGACAGCGGCACCCGCGGCGACAGCUGGGCGGGCGGCCCCGGCGGGGACAGACGACCCUCGUGCUACCUUGAGGGGCCGACGGCGGCAGCGGCGACCUCCAGCCGGCCGGCAAGCGCGACAUGAGCGUGGCCCGGCACCCGCGGGAUGCACCUUGAGCCCCUUCUCCAACUGUUACCUCCGGGGCGAGGUGGUGGCCACAUCGACGCGUAUUUUCUAAAUCAUUUUUUAUUCUGGCGGCGGCGGGGCAGAAGCGCUUAUUUAUUUUUUGAGUUUUCAACUGCCUUUUACGUAGCACUCACCCAGGGAAACAACGACGUAGCCGUUUCAGGGGAGCCUCCGCCCAGGCUGGAAAUCUCGAACUGAGAGCAACGGUUCUUUUUCGUUUUGUUUUUUGUUUCGGUUAUUUUUGCAAAAGCCGGCGUUUGCAACGUGCCACUUCCAAUGCUUUAAAGAUUGCUGCGUGAUCCUGUCUCUACCAGCGAGCACGUUAUUCCACUCCAGGAACAUCUUGGUCCAGCGAUGCAAAGAACUGACGUUGCAAAGUUUUGUUUCUGUUGCUAGAUGGUCGGGACUUCCCCUUCCCCAACAACUCAGCCGCUCUAGGCAGCUCCCGCGGAUCCCCUAGUGCACGCCCUUCUCGCUCCUCUUCCAGCCUGUACAGCUGGAAGAGUGUGUUACCAUCCUCGUAAUAGUAUAGAAGAAUUCAAGACAGGAAAGAUAGGGAGCAGCGAAUGAAGACUAUAAAAGAAAAGAAGACGGAACAUCAAAGACUGAGAAAAUCUGCCAAGAAUAGGAGGGUAACCCAGAGGAAGCCAUCUUCAGGGCCUGUUUGUCGAUUAUGCCAGCAAGAACCCGGGGAUCCUGAAAAAUUAGGGGAAUUUCUUCAGAAAGACAAUCUCAGCGUGCAUUAUUUCUGUCUUAUCCUAUCUAGCAAGUUACCUCAGAGGGGCCAGUCCAACAGAGGUUUCCAUGGAUUCCUGCCUGAAGACAUCAAAAAAGAAGUAGCUCGAGCUUCUAGGAAGAUCUGCUUUGUGUGCAAGAAAAAGGGAGCUGCCAUCAAGUGCCAGAAGGACCAGUGCAUCAAACACUUCCAUCUCCCCUGUGGUCAAGAACGGGGUUGCCUUUCACAAUUUUUUGGAGAGUACAAAUCAUUUUGUGGAAAACAUCGCCCAACACAGGACAUCCAAGUGGGGAAUAGAGGAGAGGAAAACUGUGUCUUAUGCUGUGAAGACUUAUCCCAGUCAAGUAUUGAAAACAUCCAGAGCCCAUGCUGUAGUCAAAUGAUCUACCACCGCAAGUGCAUACAGAAAUAUGCCCACACAUCAGCAAAGCAUUUCUUCAAAUGUCCACAAUGUAACAACCGAGAAGAGUUUCCUCAAGAAAUGCUAAGAAUGGGAAUUCAUAUUCCUGACAGAGAUGCUGCAUGGGAACUCGAGCCAGGGGCUUUCUCAGAGCUGUAUCAGCGCUAUCAGCAUUGUGACGCCCCCGUCUGUUUGCAUGAAGAAGGAAGAGACAGCUUUGAGGAUGAAGGGAGGUGGUGCCUUGUUCUGUGUGCUACGUGCGGAUCCCAGGGGACCCACCGGGACUGCUCCUCCCUUAGAUCCAGCUCUAAGAAGUGGGAGUGUGAAGAAUGCACCCCUGCUAAAGCAGCAGACUACGCCCCUGAAAACUCAGGUGACAUCCCCUCCUGCAGCAGCACCGUCCACGCUGAGGAGCCCUUCUACAGCGGCGCGGGUCUGGAGGAUAUCCCAGGCCCUUCUUGGAGUGAUUGGCCAGACCCCUCCUUAUUAGAUAAACCAGAGUGUGGCGGGACGGGGCGCUCCUGGCGGUCUAAGAGUGUGAGAGUCACUAAGAAAUGCAGGAAACCCAAGUGACAGCUCCUGAGUAGUCGCUGCCAAGCACAUCCAUGCUUUCCAAGCUGUGCUCCUUCACAGUGUUUGGGGAGGUGGCCCUUGGGGUCUGUGGGACAAGGAGAGGGUCAGCAGUAAGACGAUGAACCAGAGAAAGGGAAGUCCCCAGAGGAAUGUGGGGCCAGAGCAGAGUCAGACGCUGACAGGAAACGUGUUUGUGGCUCAGUGCCUCUGCUUUCUCCCUGCUUCCAAAGGGCCCUUCUUUCCUCCUACUGAGAUUCUUGACCUUUAUUUGGUUCUCAUAUGCCUCCUCUUCAGCCGCACAUAUUACAAUACAAAUAAAUGUUUUCUCUCCAUUGGUUUCUCCUAAUAAGUUCACUC
Sorex araneus (European shrew) is the source of this 2465-nucleotide messenger RNA. It is a transcript of the gene PHF7, whose product is annotated as PHD finger protein 7. NCBI's taxonomy places the organism in Eukaryota, Metazoa, Chordata, Mammalia, Eulipotyphla, Soricidae. The coding region runs from base 966 to 2108 and encodes 380 amino acids. Gene Ontology annotation, cellular component: nucleus. The record is from RefSeq and is a predicted model, not a curated record. The transcript is spliced from 11 exons.